This is a messenger RNA of Anisakis simplex (herring worm), 360 nucleotides long. NCBI's taxonomy places the organism in Eukaryota, Metazoa, Nematoda, Chromadorea, Rhabditida, Anisakidae. The record is from the annotation of a GenBank genome assembly.
AUGGUGUUAUUGUGGGGUGGGGACGUUUCGCCGAAACGACUUCCCAGUGGUCUGCGAGAUAUAUCGCUGAAGAAUCCGACGAUUCGAUUUGAUGUGUUCUCAGAAGACGGGAUUUUGAAGGCGUGUAUACCGGACGAUGAAAUAAUAGUGGUGAAUAUUGAGAAUAAUUCGCGAGGAAGUAAUAAUAAUGGGUAUAUUGGUGAUAAUUUAUGCAAUAGUAAUAAUUGUUACGAUGAAAUGGCUGCGAGGAGCAUUCUAUCGGGUCAUCUGCAAGCAGUAAACGCGUGUCUUUAUCGACGGUCACAUCAGCAGGUGAGUGGGCGAUUUGGCGAAUUGUUUUCACCCGAUCUGGUUGUCUGA